This is a messenger RNA of Haliotis rufescens (red abalone), 2672 nucleotides long. Its product is annotated as probable glycosyltransferase STELLO1. The record is from RefSeq and is a predicted model, not a curated record. The transcript is spliced from 3 exons. Bases 303 to 2603 code for a protein of 766 amino acids. NCBI's taxonomy places the organism in Eukaryota, Metazoa, Mollusca, Gastropoda, Lepetellida, Haliotidae.
CUCUGUGAUUAUAACUCUCGGAGCUGCGAUGUAGAACUGUUCUCCAUAGAUCGCUGAGUCUAUACAGCCUUUUACGCGUGUAUGUUCACAUACAUGCCCAUGUGUGAAUGACGUGAACCACGUGACAUUACCCGCGCACCAAGCGUACUCUGGAUUGAUUGAUUGGUAUUCUCCUUUCACGUGACAAUACUCGUGGUAAAAAGUGACUAACACAGUUUGGUGGCAGUCAGCACGUCGAUGCAUGUUCAUUAUACAUUUAGUAGCUUCAGGAUGAACAUCGACUGACAAAACGUCCAACAAAAAUGUUUUCGAAGAAACAUUUUGUGUAUCUGAUACUUCUCAGUGUUGGAUGUUUGUUUGUAAUCGUCAUCAAUGUUAGCUGGCCAUCUACACUGCUCUUUAAGAGGCUCCACAAUUAUCCAAAUGUCUCCAGCAACAUAAUCAGCAAUAGAGACCUCCAUGACAGAGCAGAAAAGUACAAACAUAUAAGCGGAGAGAGGUGGAUUGUUCUCACGACGAUCUCCUACCCAACUCCUGAUGUCAAGUUCCUAGCCAACAUAACUGGUUGGAAAGUGGUUGUGGUUGGCGAUAAAAAGACACCUAGAGAUUGGGAAUUCCCCAACUGCAUAUAUUUAAGUUUAGAGGGUCAACAGAAAUUGCCUUUUGAGACUGUGGGUUAUCUUCCUCUAAACAGCUACGCAAGAAAAACUGCAGGAUAUCUGUAUGCAAUUUCUCAAGGGGCGCGAAUAGUAUACGAGACUGAUGAUGACAAUCGACCACAAGACUUACUUAACAAUUUCGUCCAAGAAAGAACAAUGUGGGGACUGAUAUAUAAAGGAGGACCAUUUUUCAAUCCAUACCGACAUUUUGGACAACCAACAUUGUGGCCAAGAGGCUACCCUCUUAGCUCUGUUGGAGAGAAUGUCUCCACGGAAUAUGUACUGAAUCACUGGAAAACCCCAUCUAUUCAACAGGGUGUGGUCAAUGGUGACCCAGAUAUGGAUGCCAUUUUCAGAUUAACCCGAAAACAAACCCAUUCUCAACUAAAUGUGACCUUUGAUGACCGGGCUCCACCAGCAAUUGUCCCAGCUGGGGUGUUCUCACCCUUUAAUUCCCAGAAUACCCUUUUCCUGUAUGAUGCAUUAUGGGCACUACUGAUUCCAACUACAACAACGUUCCGAGUGUCUGACAUCUGGAGAGGCUACUGGGCUCAGAGGCUUCUGUGGGAGAUGGGAGGAAACCUGGGAUUCUUUCCACCAAAUGCCUUUCAGAAAAGGAAUUCCCAUUCCUACCUCGGGGAUGCUGUAAAUGAAAAGGAUUUGUAUUUCCAAACAGAACGUCUUGUAGAUUUUCUUCGCAUGUGGACAUGUGAACCAGAUAAGACAUUCUUUGCCUGUGUUACUAAGCUGUCAAUAGAUAUGGCACAUGAGAACUUUUGGAAGGCAGCUGAUGCUGACCUGACUUCUCUCUGGAUCAAGGACCUCAAAGCUCUGGGAUACAAAGAACCAGAACGAAUUCCAUUUGGUUUGCUUCAAAACGGUGUUCAAGUCACGAUAGAUUCAAAGUUGCCAAACCAAAGACGCCUGACAAAUCAACAGGUCAGUCUCACUUUCUGGGCAGCUGAACAGACACCACCUUUAAUAUAUUCCACAGAUAAAGUAUCACCUGAAGGUGUGUCACACAUUAGUCAAAUAGCUUCAUAUUGUGGCAAUCAUUCGUUUAGCACGUUAGAUCUGAAUGCUUUCAAAAGAACCAUAACAUAUCCUAAUCUCUUAUUAAUUGUAGUCUUCAACUUCCCUCACUAUGAGAACCUCGCGUUUCUUGAGACAAUGUACAGCUUUCACUUCCCACACAUUGUCUAUUGUGGAACCAACAAAGAUCAAUUUCAAAACUACACUAAGCUUCUACUCAAGAAUGUGACCUUUAUUGAGGUUGAUAUUGGUGGUGGAUGGUUUGCCCAGAACUGUCUGAUUCAAGCCAUGAAAAUGCAGUAUACUGUUGAUGGAUAUUUGUACAUUGGUGACGACGUCCUGCUUAAUAUUUGGAACAUUCCUAUCCUUCCUUUAGACAGACUCUGGCUUUUUAACUCUUCGGUUUUGCAACCGUCUGACAAAACGAAUUGGAUGUGGUUUUCAAAUCCUAAAGUUGGUUUAAAAACCUACCAGGCUGCUCUUGCAGCUUUGAAAUUGUUAGAUGCACAUAAAUAUAAGAUUUUCAAACAAAUGAUUUCGAGAAAUUCAGGAAAGAAUGAUUCACUAUUUUUUGGUGGCGCAGACAUUGCUUAUGUUCCUAAUAAAUACAAAGAUGAUGUCCUGUUUUUCAUGGAACAUUUUUCAAAAUUCAAUCUAUUUGUUGAGAUAAUAUUCCACACAGUGUUUGGAGGUACUGAGAAGUGGGAUAAUGUGUUCAGAAUGCCGGGAACGUAUUUAUGGUCUGCUGGGGAAAGGGACCAUAUAGAAAAAUAUUACAACAAGAAUGACGUUUUUCUUCACCCUGUUAAAAUAUCUAAAUUAAUUUCUGUGCCCAAAGGAAGAAGGUUUUUCUGUGAAAACUUCCUGCCUCUAACGUUAUAUACUGAACCGCAAAAGAAACAUCACACCUAGUAACAUUGCAUGGAAAGUUGUCAUUUAAAUAUCUGGGUAAUUUUGGUCAAAGUUUUUAAAAUUCAACAU